This is a messenger RNA of Octodon degus (degu), 3107 nucleotides long. It is a transcript of the gene Ttll7, whose product is annotated as tubulin tyrosine ligase like 7. Gene Ontology annotation, molecular function: tubulin binding; tubulin-glutamic acid ligase activity. The transcript is spliced from 21 exons. Lineage: Eukaryota; Metazoa; Chordata; Mammalia; Rodentia; Octodontidae. Gene Ontology annotation, cellular component: cilium. Bases 193 to 2856 code for a protein of 887 amino acids. The record is from RefSeq and is a predicted model, not a curated record. Gene Ontology annotation, biological process: protein polyglutamylation; microtubule cytoskeleton organization.
UGGAUACUUGGGAGUAGAGUACCUUUUUAUCUCAUAAUUUGUGUCUUGAAAUCUGAGGAUUCCACCAAGAUAAUAUGAUAGGAACUUUCAGUGAUUUGGGACCACAUUCCUCUUAGACUGGCGCAGGACUUGCAGGUUUCCUGAGCUUCUGGUACAGAGGCCCACGCUUCUUGUUAACUGCUGCAGACAGCGAUGCCAUCUUUGCCCCAAGAAGGGGUUAUACAGACACCUUCUCCUCUGACUCUGAGUACGGAAUUACCUUAUCAAAGCACCAUGAAAAGGAAAGUCAGAAAGAAGAAAAAGAAGGGAAUAAUUACAGCAAAUGUUGCUGGGACAAAGUUUGAAAUUGUUCGUUUAGUAAUAGAUGAAAUGGGAUUUAUGAAAACUCCAGAUGAAGAUGAAACGAGUAACCUUAUCUGGUGUGAUUCUGCUGUUCAGCAAGAGAAGAUUGCAGAGCUGCAAAAUUACCAGAGGAUCAACCAUUUUCCAGGAAUGGGGGAGAUCUGUAGAAAGGAUUUCUUAGCAAGAAAUAUGACCAAAAUGAUCAAGUCUCGUCCUCUGGAUUAUACCUUUGUUCCGCGAACAUGGAUCUUCCCUUCUGAGUAUACUCAGUUUCAGAACUAUGUGAAAGAGUUGAAGAAAAAACGGAAGCAGAAAACCUUUAUAGUAAAACCUGCCAAUGGAGCAAUGGGUCAUGGGAUUUCUUUGAUAAGAAAUGGGGAUAAGCUUCCAUCUCAGGAUCAUUUAAUUGUUCAAGAAUACAUUGAAAAGCCUUUCCUAAUGGAAGGUUACAAGUUUGAUUUACGAAUUUAUAUUCUGGUAACAUCAUGUGAUCCACUAAAAAUAUUUCUUUACCAUGACGGACUUGUGCGCAUGGGAACAGAGAAGUACAUUCCGCCGAAUGAGUCCAAUUUGACCCAGCUAUACAUGCACCUGACCAACUACUCUGUGAACAAGCAUAACGAGCGCUUCGAGCGGGAUGAAACUGAAGACAAAGGCAGCAAACGCUCCAUUAGGUGGUUCACCGAAUUUUUACAAGAAAAUCAUCAUGAUGUCGCUAAGUUUUGGAGUGACAUUUCAGAACUGGUGGUAAAGACUCUGAUCGUAGCAGAACCUCAUGUGCUGCAUGCCUAUCGAAUGUGCAGACCUGGUCAACCUCCGGGAAGUGAGAGUGUCUGUUUUGAAGUUCUGGGAUUUGACAUUUUGUUGGAUAGAAAACUAAAGCCAUGGCUUCUGGAGAUUAAUCGAGCCCCAAGCUUUGGAACCGAUCAGAAAAUAGACUACGAUGUAAAACGGGGCGUGCUGCUGAAUGCACUGAAACUCCUCAACAUCAGGACAAGUGAUAAGAGGAAAAACUUGGCCAAGCAAAAAGCAGAGGCUCAGAGGAGGCUUUAUGGGCAGAAUUCAAUAAAAAGGCUCUUACCAGGUUCCUCAGAUUGGGAGCAGCAGAGGCACCAGCUGGAGCGGAGGAAAGAAGAGCUGAAAGAGAGACUUGCUCAAGUACGAAAGCAGAUUUCACGAGAAGAACAUGAAAACCGACAUAUGGGGAACUACAGACGAAUUUAUCCUCCUGAAGAUAAAACACUACUUGAAAAGUAUGAGAACUUGCUGGCUGUUGCCUUUCAGACAUUCCUUUCAGGCAGAGCGGCUUCAUUCCAGCGAGAGCUGAACAAUCCUUUGAAAAGAAUGAAGGAGGAAGAUAUUUUGGAUCUUCUGGAACAAUGCGAAAUUGAUGAUGAAAAGUUGAUGGGAAAAACUACCAGGCACCGAGGACCUAAGCCUCUGUGUUCUAUGCCAGAGAGCAGCGAGAUAAUGAAAAGACAGAAGUACUACAGCAGUGACAGCAGUUAUGAUAGCAGCAGCAGCUCUUCUGAAUCUGAGGAAGAUGAGAAAGAAGAAUAUCAAAAUAAGAAAAGAGAAAAGCAUGUUACAUAUAACUUUAAACACUCUAGCCACUGCAAAUUAAUUCAACAAUCUAAUUCCAUGAGGCGUUCGGUCAGCUGCCCGCGGUCCAUUUCUGCUCAUUCACCUUUCAGAGGGGACACUCGGCCCUUUUCUGCUCAGCAGAUGAUAGCAGCGUCACGGCCAACUUCAGCCUCUCGGUCACAUUCUCUGAACCGGGCUUCCUCUUACACAAAACAGCCGCUGCACAGCACUGAUGCGGGCUCUCCCAGCUCACAGGUGAGCGAGUCUUUCCGGCAACCGAAAACCAAAGAACAAGAAGACGCUCUAACGAGUCAGACCUUAUUUGUUCUCAAGGACAUGAAGAUCCGGUUUCCAGGAAAAUCAGAUGCAGAAUCCGAACUUUUGAUAGAGAACAUCAUUGACAAUUGGAAGCAUCAUAAGACAAAAGUGGCUUCAUACUGGCUCAUAAAAUUAGACUCUGUAAAACAACGAAAAGUUUUGGACAUAGUCAGAACAAGUAUUCGUUCAGUUCUUCCACGUAUCUGGAAGGUACCUGAUGUUGAAGAAGUAAACUUGUAUAAGAUUUUCAACCGAGUUUUUAAUCGCUUACUCUGGAGUCAUGGCCAAGGACUAUGGAAUUGUUUCUGUGAUUCAGGAUCCUCGUGGGAGAGCAUAUUCACUAAAAGCCCGGAGGUGGUGACUCCUUUGCAGCUCCAGUGUUGCCAGCGCCUGGUUGAGCUGUGUAAACAGUGCCUGCUAGUGGUUUACAAAUACACAACAGACACCAGAGGGUCCCUCUCGGGCCUUGGUCCUGACUGGGGUAACUCCAGGUAUUUACUACCAGGAAGUACCCAAUUCUUCAUGAGAACCCCCACCUACAACAUGAAAUACAGUGCACCUGGAAUGACUCGGUCCAAUGUUUUGUUUACAUCCCGAUACGGCCAUGUAUGAAAUCAAAGGGAAGACUGCCGUAGGUUAUGCAUAAUAGUAACUCAUUUACUUCCUCAAGUUGCAAAUGAAAAGAAAGUGACCAUUAAGUGCUGUUUUCUGUAUAUAUGACAUGUAUAUGUGAAAAGACAUACACACAUUCACUCAAAUAACAUAUAUAUUUAUUAUAAUAUAUGAAAGAAUUAGCAGAAAACUGAAUAUAAGAGUUAGCCUUUCUGAAAAUGUAAUAAACUACAUUAAAUUGUUUACACAAA